AUGAGUGAAACCAAAUCUUUGGAUAAAAGCUUAGAAAAUGAACGAAAAGAAAGCGAAAGCAGUGAUACAGAGUAUGAUCCUCAGUUUAAACCAAUAAUUUCGUUACCGGAAGUUGAAAUAUCUACAAAUGAAGAGAACGAAAGUGAAUUAUUAAAAAUAAGAGCUAAAUUAUACCGCUAUGAUUCUUCCGAGCCCUCUUCUGCUGAAUGGAAGGAAAGAGGUACUGGAGAAUUAAAGCUUUUAAGACACAAUGAAACUCAUUCAGUAAGAGUAGUAAUGAGGCGAGAUAAGACUUUGAAAGUUUGUGCUAAUCAUUUCAUAACUCCAUGGAUGGAGCUGAAACCCAGCAAGGGUAGUGAUAAAGCUUUUGUUUAUACUGUUAUGGUAGAUUUUGCAGAUGAGAAACCUAAGUCUGAAUGUUUAGCUAUUAAAUUUGGUACAGUAGACAAUGCAAAUCUAUUCAAGGAAAAGUUCGAAGAAGCAAAAAAGAUUGUGUCUACAGAAUGUGAAUUAUACAAUGACCAAAACAAUAAAGAAAAUGAAGACGUGUCAGAGGAACACAACUCUUCUUUAGAAAAUAGUGUUGAUGAAAGCAAAAACGAUGAAUCUGAUGAAAAAGAAUGUGUGGACUUGACUAAAAAGAUCAGUGAAUUGGAUGUAGCGAAAGCAGAUGAGAAGUAA
Molecule: messenger RNA, 681 nt
Organism: Diabrotica balteata
Lineage: Eukaryota; Metazoa; Arthropoda; Insecta; Coleoptera; Chrysomelidae
Source: the annotation of a GenBank genome assembly